CCGGGGAUAAACAUAUGCACCAACUUGGUCUCCGCCAGCUUCGUCGCCUAGAGGCCGAGAUGUGCAUGCAUUUUGCACAAUGAACGGGUUACGCGACGCCUAUAACUUGCGCUUCUUCAUUGCAUAAUGGUCUCUGUCUCGAAGCCUUUUUUCAUUUGUAAUCAUCACGUCAGCACAAUCCCAAAUCUUUACACCAACCUCCAGCCACAAUGGGUUUCUUCUAUUCACAAUUCUUCAUAAAACCCGAGUAUCCAACCCAAUCGUUUGCCGGCCAAAGAGUCAUCAUCACCGGAUCCAACGUUGGUCUCGGCCUCGAAGCCGCACGGCACAUCGUCCGACUCCAAGCGGUCCAGGUAAUCCUCGCAGUCCGGAACCUAGACGCCGGAGAAGCAGCGAAGCGAUCAAUUGAGCAAAGUACGGGCCGACCUGGCGUGUGUCAGGUUUGGCACUUGGAUCUUGCAUCCUUUGCUUCCGUGCAGAAUUUCGCGGACCGCGUCGCCCGGUUGCCGCGAGUUGACUGUGUCGUGGCCAAUGCUGCUAUCGCGACGCCGAGCUUCAAAGUCGCUGAAGGCCAUGAGCGGACUAUUACCAUUAAUGUGAUUAGUACUAUGCUGUUGGCUGUGCUUAUUCUCCCGAAGCUACGCGAGACAGCCAAGCACUACCCGGAGAGCACACCGCGACACACAGUCGUCGUGAGCGAGACUCACGCCUGGACCCCGUUUCCCGAGUGGAAGUCCAGCAACACGUUCCAAGCCCUCAAGGACAUGGAAAAUGCGGACAUGGAGAAUCGAUACUCAACCUCGAAACUAAUGGAAAUCCUUCUCCUGCGGGAGAUGGUUGUCCGGAUGUCGGGCUCCGGGGUUAUCAUUAACAUAGUAAACCCCGGACUGUGCCACUCGAAGCUGGCGCGCGAGAUUGGCUGGGGGUUCUGGAUGUUUAAGCGGCUCGUUGCUCGUUCCACAGAGGUCGGGAGUCGUACUUUGGUAGCCGGGGCUAGUGCUGGGCGUGAUAGUCAUGGGAUGUACAUGACCGAUGGUCGGGUUUCGGAUGAAGCCUUGUCGGACUUUGUGCACAGCUCGGAGGGUAAGCAGGCGCAGAAGAAGCUUUGGAGAGAAAUUGCUGGGAUAUUGGAGGGUAUUCAUCCAGGUAUCAUGCAGAAGGUGUAGCCGAUUUGGGAGACUUGCAGAUUUUCUUAUCUUACCUGUAUCUAGUUGAGGCUGCAUAUCCAAAAUGCUAUGCAAUUGUCUACUAUCAGGAGGAACUCCCCUGGUGCCCCAUCAACAACGUAGCAGCAACCCUCUCCGAGUUCC
Aspergillus ruber CBS 135680 is the source of this 1310-nucleotide messenger RNA. RefSeq names its product putative short-chain dehydrogenase/reductase family protein. Lineage: Eukaryota; Fungi; Ascomycota; Eurotiomycetes; Eurotiales; Aspergillaceae. The record is from RefSeq and is a predicted model, not a curated record. The coding region runs from base 210 to 1166 and encodes 318 amino acids. The transcript has 2 exons.